UUAUUGUAGACGUCUAAGAUCAAAUGAGUUUUGUGACCUUUAAAAUUAUAGUGACUAUUACUAUUAGCUAUUUGGAUUACAAAUAGAGGUUACUAAAAUGCAUACAAAGAAAGCUAUCAGUAAAGGAAAGCUUAAGAAGACUAUAAAAAAUGUUUUAUGCCGCCCCGAUAAAGUAUUUUGGUAGGUUACAGUAUUCCCAUUGCCCCUUUUAAAUUAUGGGGAGAAUUAAGUUGGAACAACAAUUGAAUUAUGUCCUUUGUUUUGUAUUCUCUAAAAUUAUUUAUUAUCACAUCAAUUCCUAUUUUUUAUUUAUACAGGCCUUCAAUAUCAGAAGAUAAUACAAUGUUAGUGAAUAAAGCCCUAAACAGUUAUAAGAUUGAUAAACCACGCUUUGAAAAGCUUCAUUGGAAAGAUCUGAAACAAAUUCCCAAAGAUAAAAGACCUAAACCUCCAAAAAUGAAAAAAAUAGAAGGUUUAUUAUUUGGUAUAUCAGAAUGCUUCAAUGCAGUUAAUUCAAAAAAAUGUGCAGCGGUGAUCAUGGAGGCAUCUAUUAAUCCAAGAAUCAUAGUUCAACCAAUUCUUGAAGCAUGUGUAGAAUUGAGCAUACCUGUUAUUUGUGUUAAUGGUUUAAGGACAACAAGUUUUACUAAUUUUAAUAUACCUACCAGUUGUCUUGGUAUAGAAUGUGGUUGGCUACCAGAAUUACAUAAUUUGGUUUUAGAAAUAGCUAAAGAGUACAAUGUUGCAAAAGAAGAUAAGAAAAUUAAACAAGAAUUGAUGGAAACUGCACCAUUAUUGGAAUCUGUUAUGGACAGUAAAAAUGAGGUCACUUUAUUUCCCUACUUAUAUAGAACAGAUAAAAAAUCAAGAAUUUUUGUGCCAUCUGGACAGACAGGAAAUGUUUUCAAAAGUAUCCAGGCACUUAAUGGUCAAGAUUUUAUAAAAAUAAAAGAUGAGUCCAAUCAACACACAAAGGAUAACAUAUACAUGCAAAUGAUUGUCAAACGAAUAUCAAAUAAUCAAAAUAGAGCAAAGACUAAAAAACUAUGAUAAUAAAAAACUCAUUUAAAGAGAAAUAUACUUUAUUUUUUAUUAUAAUAAUUAUAAGUAUUAUAAUUUCUAUAAUGUCAAAAAAGACAAAUAUGUUAAGCAUCCCUAUAGGAAUGUAAAUAACUAUCAAUACUCAGAAACACUUCAUAUAUGUGAGCUGUUUCUGAAUGCUGAAUAUGAUCAAGUUUUACCAAGUUUUCUUUAUCCAAGCAAUAUAUAUUGGUAAAAAUUGAUGAUUGAAUCAUUAAGACUAAUAUCAUGCAAUGCUCCAUAAAAUUCUAACUAUAUAAUACACCAAUCUUAUGGAGUAUAGCAUGCAAGUAGAUAUAUUUAUCUUACAUUUCAAUUGAUGCAUUGCAUUUAUAGUUUUAUAAAGUUCAAUUUAAUAAAAAUCAAACAACAAAUUGUGUUCAACAUUAAACACUUAAUUAUAAUGACUAUUUAGUUUAUGAUAUCUGGCCCUUUUACAUGAUAAAAUAUAAUAGAAAUUACUGAUCAUGUUAAACAAUAUAACCAAGAACCUUUUAAGCAUUAAAUUUAUGAUAAUGAUUUCUUGAAGAGUACCAAAACAUAUAAUUGUUAUCACCUGAAUAGUUACAAUCUAAUAAUAACUAGCUAACUCUUGUUUUGUCAAAAAUUGGAUACACAGU
Messenger RNA from Diatraea saccharalis (sugarcane borer), 1700 nucleotides. The record is from the annotation of a GenBank genome assembly. NCBI's taxonomy places the organism in Eukaryota, Metazoa, Arthropoda, Insecta, Lepidoptera, Crambidae.